UGAUCUUAUUGUGGCUCAAAAACGGUUGUUUUAUCCCCUACGAGAGAUAAAAGGAAAGAUUUUUUAAAUAUUAGAAUUCAGGAACCAGAAUUAAUAAAAAUCUAGGAGAAAACCAAAAAAACAAAAAAGAAUUAGAACCAACCGUACACGUGGCUAUCGUCGACGGACGAAAUAAGGUCUUAGCCCUUUAUAUGAUUGAUCUUCAUCACUCACUCUGAUGAGUCUGAAAUCGAAAAGCAUUCACACAACGAAGAUCACUAAUGGCUCUCGAGGCAUGGUUUAUGGAUGAUAGCAAUGAAGACCAGAGACUUCCUCAUCAUCUUAACCCGAAAGAGCUCGUCUCGUUGGAUUACUUGGCAGAGUUGGGAGUGUUGUACUGGAAGUUGAACCCUGAGAACUACGAGAAUGAUCCUGAACUAAGCAAGAUUAGAGAAGAACGGGGUUACGAUUACAUGGAUUUGCUGGAUCUGUGUCCCGAGAAAGUCAGCAACUACGAAGAGAAGUUGAAGAACUUUUUCACAGAACACAUUCACAAGGACGAGGAGAUUCGGUACUGUCUAGCGGGAAGUGGCUACUUUGAUGUUAGGGACAAGGAUGACCGUUGGAUCCGUAUCUGGAUGCAACCGGGUGAUCUUAUCAUCCUUCCCGCCGGAAUCUACCACCGGUUCACACUUGACACCAGCAACUACAUCAAGCUAAUGAGGCUGUUCGUGGGAGAACCGGUUUGGACACCAUAUAACCGGCCACAGGAAGAACAUCCGGUUAGGCAAAAGUAUAUAAACGGCUUAACCCACAAGUUUGGAGAAACCAUUAAAGCACAUUAACAAGUUGUGUAUGUAUAUGUAUUGUAUACUCCUAAACAGUAAAAACAGAGCCCCCCUUCUGAAUAGUUUGUUCUUGUAACAUACUUUUGAGAUACAUCAUACAUAUGCCUUUUUUUUAUAUAACA
Molecule: messenger RNA, 949 nt
Organism: Arabidopsis lyrata subsp. lyrata
Lineage: Eukaryota; Viridiplantae; Streptophyta; Magnoliopsida; Brassicales; Brassicaceae
Product: 1,2-dihydroxy-3-keto-5-methylthiopentene dioxygenase 4
Exons: 5
Coding region: 261-824 (187 amino acids)
Molecular function (GO): acireductone dioxygenase [iron(II)-requiring] activity
Source: RefSeq, a predicted model, not a curated record